GGGGGUAGUAGUGUGUUCACUCGCUGGGAGAAAAAAAAACACCAGUAGAAGAAGAGGCGGCGGAUGUAAACGGAUUGCUAGCCGUUGUAUUGGAGACGGUUAUUCUCUGAAUAUGUGAAUAUUUGCAGUAAAGAUGUCUUCGGUUCAGCCUCAGAGGAAGUUUAUCAACCAGCAGUUAACUCCUGCUGAAGAAACCGACCCAGAGUUUGAAGAAGUCAUCGUGAAAUCGGAGGACGAGCUCGAUGAUCAGUCCAGUCUGCUGGAUUUCUCCCAAGAAGAUGCCCACCAGGAUGAUGUUUGGAAAGAGGAGACGCUUGGUGACCGGGAGAGAAGCUCCAGAUUUGAUGAAGAGGAUCCAAAACCUCUGCAGAUGAAAGAGGAGCAGGUUGAGUUUGGGCAUUUGCAGAUAAAAGAGGAAGACAUGGAGCUCCUCGUCAAUCAAGAUGAAGAGCUGUUUGAGCUGAAGGAGGAGACUGACACCUUCAUGGUGACGCCUACUGAUGAGGAAAGCUUUCACACCGAACCAGAACCAAACUGGUACCCACUCGACUCUCAGGACUACCCUGAAAGUGACAACCAGGAUCAGGAAGGAAGCAUUUCAGAAGACUGGGGGUCAAAGAGUGAUGAAGAGCAAAUGCUAACUGAGCGGGGUCAGGAAACGAGACAAUAUAAUCAGUAUUCUGAGAGCUCAAAUCAAGAAGGGCACAGUGCUCACAAAGAAAAGAAACAAUAUUCUUGUAAAAUGUGUGAUAAAAGCUUUUCCCAGAAGAAUAACCUGACGAUACACAUGAGAAGUCACACAGGGGAGAGGCCUUUCUCAUGUGAGACAUGUGGCAAAGGUUUCACUACAAAAUCUAAUUUAACACUUCACUUGAGAACUCACACAGGUGAGAAGCCUUUUCCGUGCGUGACCUGUGGAAAAAGCUUCAGUCUAAAAUGCAUUUUAACUGAGCACAUCAGAACUCACACCGGUGAGAAACCCUUCCCGUGUCUGGCCUGUGAGAAAAGUUUCCCCUCCAAAAAUCAUUUGAAUAAGCAUUUGAGAAUCCACACUGGUGAGAGGCCAUUCUCGUGUAUCACCUGUGGGAAAAGGUUCAGUCUGAAGUGUAAUUUAACUGAACAUUUGAGGACUCACACUGGUGAGAAGCCUUUUCAGUGUUUGGCUUGUGACAAAAGUUUUAACUCUAAAAACCAUUUGAAUAAACACCUGAGAGUCCACACAGGUGAGAGGCCUUUCUCCUGCAUGAUCUGUGGAAAAAGGUUCGCUCAGAAAAGUUGUUUAACGGAUCACAUGAGAACUCACACAGGGGAGAAACCUUUUCUUUGUGAUAUAUGUCAGAAAGCCUUCAGCCUGAGGAGUAGCUUGAAUAACCACAUGAGAACCCAUACAGGUGACAAGCCUUUCUCAUGCGACACCUGUGAAAGAAAGUUCACCUUAAAGAGUCGUCUGAAUAGACACAUGAGGUCUCACACCGGGGAGAAACCGUUUACAUGUAAUGCAUGCACUAAAACCUACAGCCUAAAAAGUAGUUUGACCAAACACAUGAAGACUCACAUCGGCUAGGAGCAUUUCUUCUGUAUACAGUGUAGAGAUAAAGAUGUUAGUAACCACUAACAAGAAAGUUCAUAUUUUAAUGUAAUAUGGUGUAUGUAAUAUAGUGACUGUUCACUAGGGCUGGACUUAAAGCUUUAUUAUGAAAUUUUAAAUUUGGUGGUGAUAAUAAAAGUAACAACAAAAACUAUUUAUUACAUCUUUUUUAGGUAACUUUAGGAAUAUGACUGCUCUUGAAAAACAUGCCCAUUUGUAAUGAGCUUC
Gambusia affinis (western mosquitofish) is the source of this 1816-nucleotide messenger RNA. RefSeq names its product zinc finger protein OZF-like. Gene Ontology annotation, biological process: regulation of transcription by RNA polymerase II. The transcript has 2 exons. The record is from RefSeq and is a predicted model, not a curated record. Gene Ontology annotation, cellular component: nucleus. Gene Ontology annotation, molecular function: RNA polymerase II cis-regulatory region sequence-specific DNA binding; DNA-binding transcription activator activity, RNA polymerase II-specific. NCBI's taxonomy places the organism in Eukaryota, Metazoa, Chordata, Actinopteri, Cyprinodontiformes, Poeciliidae. The coding region runs from base 134 to 1564 and encodes 476 amino acids.